AUGAUCAGUUCGCUUCCAACUGCUUUGAGUAGAUACUCCCUUCAUUUUAUCAUUUUGGUACCUACCGAUCUAACGCAUAAUACAACAUAUUUCUCCCACUACGUAGCUUCUCGGAGUGUUUUACGGCUCACCAACGCCACAACACCUGUACAAUCGUCCUUCGCACAACCGCUCCGUUCGAGUGUCGGUUUUCGACUGCCCAGUGAAGUACUGAAGUAG
Acanthoscelides obtectus is the source of this 219-nucleotide messenger RNA. Lineage: Eukaryota; Metazoa; Arthropoda; Insecta; Coleoptera; Chrysomelidae. The record is from the annotation of a GenBank genome assembly.